AUGCACUCAUCCUUGAACCGCGCGCAAGCGGUCUUUGGCUUCUUCACCACCGUGGCCUUAUUCGUCGCCGGUUUUGCUGCGCUUUCGGUCUUUUUAUAUCCUGCUGAUAAUGCGAAGACAGAGGUCGAGGUUAGGAAUGUGCAGGUCAUCAAGGGACGGCCUAACUACUACUCUACUAAGAAAGAGGAAUAUGCCCAAUUUCGAUUCGACCUAGACGCAGACCUCUCCCCCCUCUUCAACUGGAACACAAAACAACUCUUCGUCUACGUCUUUGCCUCUUACUCCUCGUCCGAUAAAGAAUCCUCUCUCGUCCCCAGCUCCGAAUCUAUCAUUUGGGAUACUAUCAUCUCCGCCCCCGCGUCGCCUUAUUCCUGGGACUCUCUCCGCGAGCGAUUUUUCCCCGCCAAGUCCUCCGCAGCCAAGAAGUCGCGUUCCGCAUCGUCGAAGAAUAAGAGCAAGAAAGAGCCUGCCGCCCCGGGUGUUCUCCGUCUCCGCGGCCAAAGAGGAAAGUACCAGAUUAGUGAUAUUACGGGCAAGAUGGCGGAGCGCUCUAAUGUGACCUUGUCGGUGGGCUGGAAUGUACAGCCUUGGGUGGGCGCUUUGUGGUGGAGUCCUGGGUCUGGUGCUGUGCCGCGGACGGCAGGCCAGGCGGGCAGCAGUAAGCCGUUUGAUUUCCCGGCUGUCAAGGGCAGUAAGAACGCUGCGGCCAAGGAGGCAGCGGCUUCAGAGGGUCAGAAGGGGACAGCUUCUGCUGUUUGA
Aspergillus wentii DTO 134E9 is the source of this 759-nucleotide messenger RNA. RefSeq names its product signal peptidase complex subunit SPC3. Gene Ontology annotation, biological process: protein targeting to ER. Bases 1 to 759 code for a protein of 252 amino acids. Gene Ontology annotation, cellular component: signal peptidase complex; membrane. The record is from RefSeq and is a predicted model, not a curated record. Lineage: Eukaryota; Fungi; Ascomycota; Eurotiomycetes; Eurotiales; Aspergillaceae. The transcript has 3 exons.